Molecule: messenger RNA, 552 nt
Organism: Diabrotica virgifera virgifera (western corn rootworm)
Lineage: Eukaryota; Metazoa; Arthropoda; Insecta; Coleoptera; Chrysomelidae
Exons: 1
Coding region: 1-552 (183 amino acids)
Source: RefSeq, a predicted model, not a curated record
AUGACUAUGCAGUGUCCACAAGAUAAAAGAAAGGAAACAACAAAACAACACAAGCAAUCCAGCUACACCCAGAAAAGGGACUCCAGGUUGACAACAAAACCAUAUGUAAAGUGCUUAUCAGAAAAAUUAAAAAGGAUAGAGAAUAAGUACAACAUAUUAUCAACAUUUGAAACAACCAACACAUCAACAAUCCUGUCCAAAACCAAACCGAACAACACACAGGAGAGGUUAAACAACUGCAGCUACAAAAUAUCCUGUGAAUGCCACAAUUUCUGUGUGGGAGGAACUGCAACACCAUUAAGCGUCAGAAUCAACGAACAUAAAACAUACAUCAAAAACAGGGAUUUGGACAAAUCACAGAUAUGCAAACAUGCCUGGGACAAUGAACACAGACCACGGUGGAAAGAUGCAUCAAUAUUCAUGAAGGAAACAGACAUGGAGAAGAGAAAAAUCAAAGAGGCAGCCCUCAUCCUAUUGAAUGAAGAAAAAUGCGUAGCAAACCCAUCAGCAGAAUGCAGUAGACUUUGGUUGCCAAUAAAAGAAGUAAAGUAA